Danaus chrysippus (African queen) is the source of this 495-nucleotide messenger RNA. Lineage: Eukaryota; Metazoa; Arthropoda; Insecta; Lepidoptera; Nymphalidae. The record is from the annotation of a GenBank genome assembly.
UUGACUUUAGAUGAUCUGGGCUUAUUCGACAUUGAUAUCAAGAAAGAUAAAGCGAUAGAAGUCAAUAAGACGGAGAUUCACACAGAGAGAGCAAACUCACAAGAAGUGCCUAUUAAUAAACAAAGUAUGGUAGAUGAACCCACACACACGUCCGUAGCAGUAAAGGUGAAUCAAACGAUGAAGAAAUUAGACCGCGUUAUAGACGGGGCGUCCAUGUUGAGGGUGAGCCGAUCAGGUUUCAUUAUAGUAAUAAAUAGAAUUAGAGAAUACCAAAAGCAGCUAAAGAACGUCAAGCUGACAUCAUGGAGUCCAUCGAAUCUAACGGAACAGCUUGUGGACAACUCAGAAGACGUAGGUUACAACAGCGCCCACGCUUCGCCCUGUCCCAGCAGCGAGCUACGCUGUGUGGACGGCAGAUGCAUCACACUCGCACAGCUCUGCGACGGCACCAUCGACUGCUCCGACCACGCGGACGAGGACAACUGCUACACGUGA